Messenger RNA from Quercus robur (English oak), 4046 nucleotides. RefSeq names its product putative disease resistance protein RGA3. Gene Ontology annotation, molecular function: ADP binding. Bases 122 to 3484 code for a protein of 1120 amino acids. The transcript is spliced from 4 exons. NCBI's taxonomy places the organism in Eukaryota, Viridiplantae, Streptophyta, Magnoliopsida, Fagales, Fagaceae. The record is from RefSeq and is a predicted model, not a curated record. Gene Ontology annotation, biological process: defense response to other organism.
AGCAUCAACAGAACCGUGUGCCACCACCAACCAUUCAAAGACAAACUACAAGAUUUUGGAUUAGAAGAUAAAUGUGUGUGUGGCUACUCUAAGCUCAUCUAAUACUCCUGUAAGAAAAACAAUGGCUGAAGGAGCUUUGUUCCACCUUGCAGAAAAAGUCCUUGAACUGCUGCGUUCCUUAACUCUCCAAGAGGUCAAACUGGCCUCUAGUGUCAAAACAGAGAUUGAAAAACUAACAAACACUGUUACCACAAUCCAAGCAGUGAUUCUAGAUGCAGAAAAGCAGAGUUCUCAAGACCAUCAGAUCAAAGAUUGGCUCAGAAAGCUUAAGGAUGUUCUCCAUGAUGCAGAUGACUUGCUGGAUGAUUUCUCCACUGAUGUUUUGCGACAGAAAGUGAUGACAAAGAAGGUACGCAUUUUCUGUUCAAGUUCUAACCGGCUUACUUUUAGUCCUAAGAUGGGUCAUGAAAUAAAAGCAAUUAGGGAGAGACUAAAUGCCAUUGCAAAAGAUAAGGAGGAUUUUCAUUUUAGUCAAAGCUUCGUUGAGCCACAAGUCAUGAAUAGGGAAAGGGGAGCUUAUUCUUUUGUAUUUGAAGAAGUUGUUGGAAGAGAGAAUGAUAAGGAAGUGAUUAUAGAACGUCUUUUUAAUGAUAGUGUUGUAGAGAAUAUUUCUAUCAUUCCAAUAGUUGGCAUUGGAGGAUUGGGGAAGACAACCUUAGCUCAGCUAGUAUAUAAUGAUGAAAAUGUGGACAAAAAUUUUGAGCUAAAGCUUUGGAUUUGUAUCUCUGAUAUCUUUGAUGUAAAACGAAUUGUUAAAGAAAGUUUAGAACAAUUGACAAAGAGGAAGCAUGAAGGAAGCUUUGAGAUCUUGGAAAAACAGUUUCGAGAAGGAUUUAAUGGAAAAAAAUACUUGCUUGUCCUGGACAAUUUGUGGAUUGAGGAUAAAAAGAAAUGGCUUCUCUUGAGAAAUUUGCUAAUGGUUGGUGCAAGGGGAAGUAGGAUAAUCGUGACCACACGCUCAAAAAGGGUAGCAUGGAUAAUAGGGUCAAUUUCAUGGUAUGCUCUAAAAGGCCUACCUAUAGAAAAGAGUUGGAGCUUGUUUGUAAAAAUGGCAUUUGAACAAGGCCAACUGCUAGAACACCAAGCCUUUAUAAGCAUAGGAAAAGAGAUUGUAAAAAAGUGUGGUGGGGUACCUCUCAUCGUAAGGACGAUAGCAAGCUUGCUACGUUCCAAACCUUCAGAAAAUGAAUGGCAAUCCUUCAAAAACUAUGAACUCUCAAAAAUAACAAAACAAGAAGAAUAUGAUAUUUCAUUAACACUUAAGUUGAGUUAUGAUCAUCUACCAUCACACUUAAAGCAAUGCUUUGCUUAUUGUAAAUUGUUUCCAAAAGAUUCCAAAAUUGAUGUAAAAACACUUAUUCAUCUUUGGGCAGCGCAAGGUUUUAUUAAGUUAUCAAAUUCAAAGCAACGUAUUGAGGAUGUUGGCAAAGAGUAUUUUAUGGUAUUACUUUGGAGGUCUUUUUUUCAGGAUGUAAUAAAAGAUGAAUUGGGCAAUAUAGUAUUUUGCAAAAUGCACGAUCUCAUGCAUGAUCUAGCAAAUCUUGUGGCUGGGGCAAAAAGUACCAUGUUAACUUUAAGUGAGGAAAAUAUUGAUGAAAAACUUCGUCAUGUAUCAUUUGAUCUUAGGUAUUCAUUGAGGCAAUUCCCAAUCCCCAUGGUUAAAGGAAUGAAAAUACGAACAAUUCUUGGAGCUAGUGUAGGGCAAGAGUUGGGUAAAUUAACUUGUGAUGCACUCAUUUCAAAUCUCAAUUAUUUACGCACAUUAGAUUUGAGUAAAUUAAAGCUAUGUGUAGUGCCAAAUUCAAUUGGAGAAUUAAAGCAUUUACGAUAUCUUGAUCUUUCUGAAAAUGAAGAUAUUGAAUUUCUCCCUAAUUCCAUUACUAAACUGUUGAAUUUGCAAACAUUAAAACUCAAGUAUUGUAAGUCGCUUAGAGAAUUACCGAGGGAAAUUAAAAAUUUUGUCAAUCUCAGGCAUCUAGAUAUUUUUGAAUGUCAAAGAUUGACUCAUAUGCCCCUUGGACUUGAACUUUGUACUUCUCUUGAGAUACUACCACUUUUUGUUGUAAGCAAGGCUAAGUGUAGUGGUGGAUUGAGUGAAUUGAAGGAGUUAAGUAAUUUGGGAGGAAGCCUAAGUAUUAACAAUUUGGGACAUGGAAAAGAUGACAUGCUGGAGCUGGAAUGUGAAGCUGCAAAACUGAAGGAGAAACAACAACUUCAACAAUUGAAAUUAUGGUGGGACUCAAGGUGGGCUGAAAAUAAUUUAAGUUAUGAUGAAAUGUCACUAGAAAAGCUCCAACCACAUCCAAAUCUUAAAGCUUUGAAGUUGUGGUUUUAUAUGGGUGUGAUAAUUCCAAGUUGGGUUUCUUCGCUCACUAAUAUUGUUGAUUUGGAAUUCUAUAGAAACAGAAACUUGCAACACCUCCCACCAUUAAAUCAACUACCUUUUCUAAAGUCCGUCAUCCUUAAGUAUAUGGAAGCACUUGAAUACAUAUCAAAAGAUACUAUUAGUAAAGCACUUGGUUCCUCAAAAACAACAUUCUUCCCAUCCUUAUCUUCUCUCAUAAUGUAUGAAUGCCCAAAUUUGAAGGGUUGGUGGAGGAAAGUUGAUGGUAAUGAGCCAGGCCAUCUUUUACUACCCUCAUUUCCUCGUCUUUCUUUUUUAAAGAUUACCGAAUGCCCUCACAUGUGUUCCAUGCCCCUGUUUCCAUAUCUCAAAGAAGGGCUUGUAUUAGAUACAACUAGCUUGAAGGCAUUUCAGCAGACAAUGAAUAUGGGAGCAACACAGAGUCCAUCAACAACAGCAACGACAUCAACCUCCGCAACAUUAGAAGAGGUUAACGAUUUAGAAUCUCUUCUAGAGGAGAAGUGUUUACGAAACCUCGUUUCUCUCCGAAAACUCUUCAUUUACAACUGUAAUGGACUCAGGUCUCUCCCUUGUAAAGGUAUUCAACAUCUCACCUCACUUCAAGAGAUGGAAAUCAUGUACUGCAAUGAGCUUGCGCUACUAAACGAUGAAGAUGAUGGCAUGCAAUGGCAAGGCCUUAGGAGCCUCCGUUUUCUUCAUUUAGAGAGAAUUCCAAAAUUUGUGUCUCUGCCAGAUGGGCUUCAACAUGUUACCACUCUAAAAUAUCUCAAAAUUAUUAAUUGUCCUAAUUUGAUGGCUUUACCAGAGUGGAUAGGCAACCUCACAUCACUAACAAAACUUGAAAUUGACAAAUGUCCGGAAUUAGCAUCACUACCUCAAGGGAUUCACAAGCUCACUGUCUUACAAGAGAUAAUAAUUACUGAAUGUCCCCUCUUACAACAAAGAUGCCAGAGACAAACAGGAGAAGAUUGGCCCAACAUUGCUCAUGUCCCAUAUGUGUAUGUGGAUAAUAAAGCAACACAAAGCUUCUUAAGGAACUUUUUAUUUUCAAAUGGUUGAAUCUUUUGGACCUAGUUGCACCUUCUACUGCUGCAGCCUCUACCUCAUCUCCAAAUACAUCAGAGAGGGAGCCAGCACACACUGAGUAUGGAGGAUUGUGUGAUGGUGGAUGAAGUGUAUAAAGUUUUUAGGCCAAAGAGAAGCAGUUUGAUUAAAUGUCCCAAAAGUGGAGUAAUUUGCUGCAAAGUGAUGCAGAGGGAUAAAAGCCAUAAUAUGGCUGUGAAGUUCACCAUUGGAUGGCCAUCAAAAGGAAAUUAUACAACAUUAAGUAUACAUAGAGCAAUUAUUUUGUAUUAAACAUUAAGUAUACAUAUAUCGCAAAUUUUCUAUUAAGUCUAAUUUUGAACUAUUACAAAGAAUAUCACAUAAUGAUGUGGAUUGGUCAUCCCCUUCCAAGCACACGCGUUCUUGUGUGUGGGGUCCACACUUCCAACUAGAGCUUGGUUUUGAUACUAUCUGUAAUGACUCAAGAAAAAACGCUAGCCACAUCUACGCUAUACCUUAAAAGGAUUGGUCAUAAUUGAAGCUCUAUGUAGUUGUUAAUAAAACCUAGUUCAACCUA